Molecule: messenger RNA, 749 nt
Organism: Sinocyclocheilus grahami
Lineage: Eukaryota; Metazoa; Chordata; Actinopteri; Cypriniformes; Cyprinidae
Product: cytochrome P450 2B4-like
Exons: 7
Biological process (GO): xenobiotic metabolic process
Cellular component (GO): cytoplasm; intracellular membrane-bounded organelle
Molecular function (GO): iron ion binding; heme binding; oxidoreductase activity, acting on paired donors, with incorporation or reduction of molecular oxygen, reduced flavin or flavoprotein as one donor, and incorporation of one atom of oxygen
Source: RefSeq, a predicted model, not a curated record
AUGCAUUGGGAUGAAGGCAAGUCUAUGGACCCACAGCAUACCAUACACAAUGCAGUUUCUAACAUCAUCUGUUCUAUCGUGUUUGGAGAGCGCUUCGAAUACGAUAACAAACGCUUCUCAUACCUUCUGAAAAUCCUGAAUAAUCACUUCAUGCUCACAGGGUCAGCUGCGGGACAGAUAUUCAACUUAGCCCCCUUCAUCAAGCAUUUCCCUGGACCACACCAGAAGGUCAUGCAGAACUUCACUGAGUUAUUGAGUUUCAUCCGGGACGAAAUAAAAGAACACAAGGAAACUCUGGAUCCAGACAGCCCUCGAGACUUCAUUGAUGCCUACCUGCUGGAGAUCGAGAAACAAAAGUCUAAUGAGGGCUCCACGUUUCAUGAGGAGAACAUGGUUAUGUCAGUACUUGACCUGUUUCUGGCCGGAACCGACACCACAUCGACCACCAUCAGAUGGGGGCUCAUCUACUUGAUUCAAAACCCAGAUGUACAAGAGCGAUGUCAUGAGGAGAUUGUUCGAGUGCUGGGUUACGACCGUUUGCCCACGGCCAUUUUCAGUGAUAAGGAGCACUGGAAGCAUCCAGACGCCUUUAACCCGGAGAAUUUCUUGGAUGAAAAUGGGAACUUCUUCAAACCAGAGUCUUUCAUCGCCUUUUCACUGGGUCCGAGGGUCUGUCUCGGGGAGACUCUGGCGAGGACGGAGCUCUUCUUGUACAUCACGUCUCUCCUACAGCAGAUUCAAUUCUCCUG